AUUUGUAAAUUACAAAGUUAUAAUGUGCAACAUGGAGCCAAGAUUCUUACACCAAGUAUUCAUCAAUUUGUACGGACUGCAGUGUAGCCAUACCUAGAAAUGUGCCACAAUUUGCCUGAGUGGAAUAUUGUGUUUGUUCCCAACAUCGGAUGGUGGAGAAUUUAGAAACCGGAAAUGAAAUCAGUAUUGUAAUGGUGGGAUGUGUCUGCAAGUAAAAUGGGAUAAAACACCUAAAACUCUUAGUGGAUUAUUAUCUCAGUGACACAAAAACACUUUUAAAAAUGUCAAGUAACGUUCAGUUGAACGGGUGUGACGUAACUGGGUGGGGUUUCCGUACAGCUGACGGGGUGACGUCAUGGUCAGGAUUUUCCUCCUUCGACGUCGCAGGGCGGCGGAGCGGCAGUGAGCGACGCGACGCGGCGCGGAACGAAGCGAGCGGCAGCGAUAAUAUCCCCGGAGUUUUACCGCGGCGCAGCCGGAGCGCAGCAGGACCAGAGGCCGCCUCCACCCAGCAGGAAACCCCGGAGCCACGGAGCGCAGAGCCGGCCCGGGCCCUCGAGGACAGCGAGGAGCCACCGGGGUGUGGACCGCAGGAGCAGCCGAGGCAUCGCCGCUCAGCUUCUGCAGAGGAAGAGACAUCCGCUGCCGGGAGGGGGAGAGGAGCGUUCAGAGACGCCGGCAUUCAGCAACAGGAGCGGAAGAGGAUCAGUCGCUCCGGACUCGGCCGAGGAGAAUCAGGAGGUCCAAACCAGAGGAGUUACAACAACCAAGCUGUGGAUUUUUAGGUUUUAUUCCUUUCUGUGUUUUUGUAGGAGAGUGACGAGUGGAACAGUUUUACUCCGUCUUCUGCCUCAGAGAAGAAAACUCCUUUCUUCUCUCCUUUUUUCUUUGUGAAACUUCAUSCGGACAAACCUGAGACAAACUGGGACCUCAGGGGGAUUUUUUUCUUUUUCCUGCUUACUUGCGUCACUCUUUUCGAUUUCUGUUUGUUAUCUCCCUCUGCCCUUUCCUGAUAAUGUUUGUUUUCUCAUGAAAGCAAGGGGAGGAGGUUUCUGAAGAGUCUGAGCCAAGAUCUUGAAAAACUGUUUCAGUUGGUUUUACGAGGAAACAAACCKCAGCUUGKGUCCCCUCGUUGGAAUUUYAAGGAGGAAUAAAAAGGAAAAUGGGCUCAGAAAAGGGCUCCGAGUCGCCUCACUCAUCAGUCAGCGGCGUUCCCAACCCCAAGUGCCGAGCAGCUGGGAAACGCCAGGGCCGUAUCUCCUUCCACAGCCUCUUCCAGAGCAAGCGGGGCUCCCGGAGCGGACGGGCCCCCAAAGGAGGGGCGGCCGCUCCGUUAGCUCAUCAUCACCACGCACAGCAGCAGCUGCUGCCUGCCGCCUUGAGUUCAACGCCCACCGCAGCCUCCGCCACCGCCGCAGCCGCCGCAAAUGGCAAGGACGCAGCCUGCAGCACCCCCUUGAAGCCACUCUCCUCCAGCCAGCCGUCCCUGGCCGGCGCCGGAGAACCCACCCUCCUGGAGUGCCCGCUGUGCCUGGUGCGUCAGCCCGCCGAGCAGCUGCCCGAGCUGCUGGGCUGCAGCCACCGCUCCUGCCUCUGCUGCCUGCGCCAGUACCUGCGCAUCGAGAUCACGGAGAGCCGGGUGCAGCUCAGCUGCCCCGAGUGCGCCGAGAGGCUGGCCCCGCGGCAGGUGGCCGACAUCCUGGACGACGCCGCCCUGCUGGAGAAGUACGAGGAGUUCCUGCUGCGGCGCUGCCUCGCCUCCGACCCGGACUGCAGAUGGUGCCCUGCGCCUGACUGCGGGUUUGCGGUCAUCGCCUCAGGCUGCGCCAGCUGUCCCAGGCUGGUGUGUCGGAGAGAGGGAUGCGGCGCAGAGUUCUGCUACCACUGCAAACAGGCGUGGCACCCGAACCAGACCUGCGACUCGGCCCGGCAGCAGCGGGCCCAAUCCCUGCACACCCACAGCGGACACUCGCCCAGCUACACCCAGGAACAGGGGCCAGGUGAGUCCCCAAAAGCCCAAACUCUCUCCUCUCAGCCUCACAGGUCCAGUGACGGACCUGGUCACUGGUCCGUCACUGGGACCAGCUCUGUUGUUUAUAUGAGAUGUUAUUGUGUUUUUUUUUUGCAGAUCCACGCUCACUACGAGUUGAAGAAGGCGUCUCGCCACAGGAGGAAUCUGGCCAUCACGGGGGGCGUGGCCCUGUCGGUCAUCACCGCCCCUGUCAUCGCAGCCGUCAGCGUUGGCAUCGGCGUUCCCAUCAUGUUGGCCUACGUGUACGGCGUUGUUCCCAUCUCGCUCUGCAGAGGAGGCGGCUGCGGCGUCAGCCGAGGGAAGGGCCGCGGCGUGCGAAUAGACUUUGAUGAAGACGACGGACCAAUCACAGUGGCGGACGCGUGGCGAGCCCUGAAGUCUCCGAGUCUCGGAGAGAGCAGCCUGGACGGAGCGGUCAGCGGUCUGAGCACCACGUCCCCCAGUGAGGGCCUCUCUGUGGCCCCUGGGAAUCUGGGGGACACUCCGCACUUCAACACGCUGGCCGGCGGCGCUUUGGGGACCCGAACCAGCAAGUACAGCAGGCUGGAAAUUCAACCAGGGGAACUGGCUAAGGAAUCAGCCCAGAGAGAGACGGGAAGUCUGGGAGCAGGAAGUGACUGCGCCAGCACCCGAGGGAUGGCCGGAUCCAUCAUUUCCUCUUACACCUUACCCGACAGGGACUGCACCAACCUGGAGAUCCAGGUGGACAUCGAGACCAAACCCAGCCAUCUCUGCCUCACCAGUGAGGAGGACCUAGCUCCACAGCCGAGCUCUGCUGCCAUGGCGACUGCCUCAGGAGGGGAGGAGCCUCAGGACUGCAGCUCCAGGAGGGGCGGGGCUUUGGGACUGUCGCCAGGGGCGUCAAUCAGGGAGGGGCUCAGAGACGUGACCCUGGCCCAGCCGGAGAGCAUCCGCAGCGACCUGGAGAUGUCGGACACUCAGUCGGACGACAUCGCGGAGCUGACGUCGGACGACUGCGACUCGCCUCAUCCUAAAAGCUGCCAGCAGCUGCAGCCUCCCUCCUACAGAUCCCUGAACCCCCCCACCGACGGCCUUCACUGUCCUGCGGACAGCAACGUCAUCCUGUACGUCUGAGAGGCACAGCUCUCAGGAUUGCACAAAAACUGACAAAAUCCUGAACAUUUACCUUCAAACUUUGUUUCCUUUUCCUCCUGUCAUCUGUCAUCAGCUGCUUUAAGGUCUGAAACACAGACAGGUGUUUGUUUCCUCCCGUCUGUCUUAUCGAUCUACCGGCCAGCCUCCUUCCUGAGUAAAUGGUCAGGGUUCUACCUCUGAGAUUUGUUGUUUACUCCUUGGUGCAAAAUGCCUUGGCUUCUUAAGCAAAAAAAGAAAACUAUAAAAUGAAACAAAAAAGUACAAAUUUAUAGGAAAAAAUGCGAAAAUGAAAUGUUAACUUGGGGUGAAAGUUACCAAGAACAGCAGAAAGAAUCAGAUUGGUGAAGAAACUGAUGCGUGUUUGAAUGGAGACUUACAGCUGUUGGCUUUUUUCUGCUUCUGCUGUUUCUGCCACCAACAAAUGUAUUUUAUUUUAUUUAUUUAUUUUUGCAUCGUGCAUGAGUCUGCAUGAGCCAUUUCUCACCUGGAGGUUUUAAAAAGGCAGCGGGUUUCUCUUAUAGAGUUUACCUUUAGAGGACGAAGCCGCACUUGGAUGUCGCUUUUCCUGCCGGAAAGAGGAUGAGGAGGGUAGAGGAGGAAGGAAGGGAGGAAGGAAGGAGUGAAGGGUAGAAGGAAAGGUUCGCACACGCUGCAGAAACAAACAACUGAGAGAUCUGACGACAAUGGAGCAAAAAAAACUCAGAGCAAAAGAAACAUUUAUACAAAUCUGAACCAAGUCUGAGUCUAAGAUGAUUUUUGUAGAAACUACAAAAAUAGCCAAAAAUAUUUAGCUGAUUUUAUCGUUGCUUAAUUGUUUGAAAAUGUUUGUAGCAAAACUACUGAAUAGUUUUAUUUAAUUAAAAAGUAUAUUCUAGUAUCACAUAAAUCUGUAUCUUUAGUGUGACAAUCACAGAUUCUUCCUUUGUCUACUCACCCUGGACAAAGGAAACUAUUGAUUGUUCUCAAGUAUAAAGAUAUCGAUAUCAGUUAUCGGUAUCGUAUCUGAUGCUGUUUGUAUCCUUUGAUUUAAACUUACUGAAGACUCGUUAAACCAAAAAGUAUUUUCAGACAGAAAUAUUUACCUGAAGUACUCAAAAAACUUAUUUCAACGUGUUAUUGUUGAGCAAAUUAUUGGUCAUGACUGAAACAGAAAUAUCAGUAUUAGUUAUUGAUUAUUGGUAUCGUAUAUAUCAUGCCGUUUUGUAUCCUUUGAUUUAAACUUAAAAAAGACUUGCAAAACCAAAACAACUCCCUUUGAAAUAUUUAAACAAAACAAUAAAUUUAUUUGAAUAUAUUAUUAGUGAGCAAAUUAUUGAUUAUUCCUGAAUCAGGUAUUGUAAUAUUGAUAUCGGUUAUCAUUAAUCGUAUAUUGUGCCAUUUUGAGAGGCGUCCUUUGAUUUAAACUUUCUGAAGACUAAGAGAAAAAAUUCCCUUUUUAAACAGAAAUAUUUAUCUAAAACAAACAAUAAACUUGUUAAAACAUGUUAUUGAUGAGCAUUAUUAUCGGUAAUUGCUGAAACAGGUAUUGUAAUAUUGGUAUUGGGUAUCAGUAUCGCAUAUCGUACCAUUUCAUGUCUUCUGACUUACCCUUAAUGGAGACACGCUAAACAAAAAGAAAAAAACUUUUGGACAGAAAUAUUUAAGUCAAACAAAUUUAUUGAAAAAUUUUAUUAUUGAGCAAAUGAUUGAUUAUUGCUGAAUCAAGUAUUGCUAUAUCGGUGUAGAUAAUCGUCCAAUUAUCUGAGAUGUUGUUUAAUUUUAACUUUCUGAAAACUUUUAAAGCAAAAAAUAAACCCUUUAGUGAAGAAACAUUUACCUUAAACAAACAAUAAACUUAUUUGAGCAGCUGGUUUAAAUCAUUUCUCAUAAAUUCUCAUUUUUUAGGUUAGGUUGUUCACAUAAUGCAAUAAAAAUCACUUUUAGCUAGAACCUGAACUGUCCGGCUGCUUUCCACACAUUUCGUCCGUCAGAACUCUCUCUCACUUUGUUUCUGGUCCGUGUCGUGGUACCAGUCUGGACGCUCACUAACCAGCACAGCCCAGCUGGUUUUGGUGGUUCUUGCCUUGUAAAAUCGCGCCUGUCUGACCCAGUUUUAUGUGCAUGAAUGACAGAACAUGUGAUGAAUGUAUUUGUGCGAUCCACUUUGUCAUUUCUUUUGACUGAGCACUUGUGCACUUUAUCUGAAUGUCUUAUUUAUCUUUUUUAAUUUGCUUGACAUCAUCUGUUGCUGUAAACAUGUUUACUUGAGUGAAAAACAAAAGUCUGUGGUACAACCAAAAAAAGGAGCCUUUCUGUUGGAUGGAAUGAGAGAAACGUUUGCCUCCAAAACUUUCAUCACUCAGUAUUUUUGACCUUAAAUUGUAUUUUUUUGGUGUCUUUUUUUUUUUUUAUCAACGCUGUGAUGCAAGAACUAAGCAUAAUUUAUUAUUUUUCAUUCCUUUUUAUAACUUUGUGUCGCUCUGGUCAGCCAGUAUCACAUCGUUUUGGAGCCAAACCGUGAGCUUCUCUCAGUCACGGCUUGACCUGUUUCUUAGCUUUGGAUCACCUCCGUGCUUCUGUUUGAAAAGGUUCCCAGGAACCUUUUUCUUCAUCUCAGAGUAGCUUUAUGGAUUCUGCUGCUUACGUGACUUGGCGGUGCUGUUUCUGUCUACACACGUCACUGGUUUUUUGCCUAUCUUUCAGAAUAAACGAAUGUACCACAGACGGAAAACUGGGACUUCCUGAAAGAGUCCGAAUGAGUGUUACGUCCCUUUAGGAACACAGGUGGUUCUGUCUUUAUUUGAAAUGGUUUAUAGAUAGCAAUAUUUAAGUGUUAUAACUAAAGGAACUGUGUUUUGUUUUGUUUUUUUGUUCUUGUUGCUGUUAAAGCCUCGGUCUGAUGAGAGGCUGCACAUGCAGGACUGUGAGAGAGUGGAGUUUCUUGGGUGGGGGAAAUUAAUAAAUAAACACAAUUUUAUGUUGCACCAAA
Poecilia reticulata (guppy) is the source of this 6116-nucleotide messenger RNA. The record is from RefSeq and is a predicted model, not a curated record. Lineage: Eukaryota; Metazoa; Chordata; Actinopteri; Cyprinodontiformes; Poeciliidae.